CCUAUUUGGAUACUCUGAGACCUGGGAUGCAUCAGGCGCUCUUGAAUUAGAUAAGACAACAGAACUAAGUGUCGGAGUCCAAAUGCCUAGGAUCGGAGCAAUACCAACUCCCCUGAUGGCUAGAAUAUCGUUUGUGUCUGACGACUGGUUAAAGUCCUCACUCAAAGAACACCUGAUGGGCGUUUCUGUCGACUUGCUCUCCACCAUGAACCACAACAUUACUUACAAUUUGGCAUGGAGAAAAUUAACUGAUCCAACACGCAUGCCAUCCAAUUCUGCACAAGAGGAAUUAGGACAUAACCUUUUGUCCUCUAUUAAGUACGCGUACAAGGUUGACCGAAGGGACUCAAGCAUAAGACCUGCACGCGGAUAUGCUUUUAUGUCGACUUCUCAAGUUGGAGGGCUUGCACCAGAGAGCAAAUAUUCACGUUUUCUUAGGCAGGAAUUUGAUCUUCGAAUGGCUUUGCCUCUGGGUGUGCUGAAUGGUGCUCUCAACGCCGGAGUGGCUGCGGGAGUCAUCCAUCCAUUGGAAAGGGGAUCUGCAGGAUCUGUCUCACCACUUGUAGAAAGAUUUAACUUGGGUGGUAAUAUGCCUCUUGUGUGCCACUUGGGUGGACCAUCUUCACUAUUAGGCUUCAAAACAAGAGGGCUACGGGCAGCAACAGAGUCCAGAACACAUGACCCCAACACUCCUGGCAAUGGCACUUCCCCUUCCUCUAAGCUAAAUGGUCUUGGAGGUGAAGUAGCGGUGACAGCCUUCGCCGACCUGUCAUUUGAUCUGCCUCUGAAGCCACUCAGGGAGCUGGGAAUCCAUGGUCAUGCUUUUGUCUGUGCUGGAAAUCUUGGUAGAUUAACGGAGUGUGAUCUGCGGAAGUUCCCUGCCACUGAAUUCCUGCAGACAUUCAGAAGUUGUGCAGGAUGGGGCAUAGUUGUGCCGACCAGACUGUUCCGCGUAGAGAUGAAUUACUGCUACAUCCUAAAACAGCUUGAUCAUGACGGGGGGAAGACAGACAUACAAUUUAACUUCUCAUCCUCCUAAUUUGUAAGAUGAAACCAAACAGAGCCUUAGUGGUAACAAAGCUCCUUGUAAACAUCUCAAUGGCAAACCUCAAAAAACCGGAUUUAUUAAUAAAAAAUAAGGUCAAAACCGGAUGUGAAAGAUAUGAGUUCGUAUACAAAAGAAAGAAAGAACUGAGUUCUUUAUACUUUGAUGGUCCACUGUCUGC
Zea mays is the source of this 1226-nucleotide messenger RNA. RefSeq lists its product as uncharacterized. Gene Ontology annotation, cellular component: outer membrane. The transcript has 3 exons. NCBI's taxonomy places the organism in Eukaryota, Viridiplantae, Streptophyta, Magnoliopsida, Poales, Poaceae. The record is from RefSeq and is a predicted model, not a curated record. The coding region runs from base 83 to 1039 and encodes 318 amino acids.